Messenger RNA from Culex pipiens pallens (northern house mosquito), 10584 nucleotides. RefSeq lists its product as uncharacterized. The transcript has 2 exons. Bases 255 to 6578 code for a protein of 2107 amino acids. Gene Ontology annotation, molecular function: protein binding. NCBI's taxonomy places the organism in Eukaryota, Metazoa, Arthropoda, Insecta, Diptera, Culicidae. The record is from RefSeq and is a predicted model, not a curated record. Gene Ontology annotation, cellular component: cytoplasm; nucleus.
UCAAAGUAGCGUUGGAAUCGUCACUCAGAAUGAAGAAACUUUGUUGCAUUCAAUGUGUUUACUUGAUAAGCUUAUCUAAUCAACGCGAAAAAAAAACCGGUUUCAUUGAGGGAUUCUGACGUUUAUUUGUGCUAAUAGCGCGUUUUUACAUUUUUUUUGGCUCACCCAAAGCCAUUUACAGUCGUGCUGUGCUGCGAGGGAGACUUCUUUUGUGAAUACAUGCGGUUUUCCUUCGUCGAAAGCUAUGCUCUACCAUGGAUUUUGGCAAAUUAGGCAGAAACUUCCUCCUGGUGGACGCUAUCAUUCGGAAACAGCUUCACGAAGUGGACUCCCUGUUGAACUCGGGAGCAGACAUCGAUUUCAUCAACUAUCUGGACAAAAACAACACUCCUCUGCAUUACGCAGCAUUCGCUGAUGCUCCAGACAUAAAAGAGUUCUUGUUGUCGAAAGGAGCAAAUCCAGACUCGACAAACGACGAAGGAAUCAGCCCUUUUGAGUUGAACGCAACCGGUGAGGAUUCUUCUUUGCAAUCGGUUGAGCUUGAUAGCAACGAGCCGGCGUUCAGCGCCACGUACAUCAAAAGACCUGGAACGUCUGCUAUCAGCGGCCAGCUGUACGAGACCAAGCUGCUGGCCUUGGCGUUGUUCCGGUUAGUUCACGACAGCCAAAUUCCGUCAUUCUACCUUGGAACGAACCUUGACGAAGCCGGAGCAUUCGACGAUGUGGUCCUGAGGUAUCGGAUUGGUGGCCGUGAUCGGGUGCUGUUCCUUCAGGCGAAACACAAGGAGGAUUGCAGCAAAAAGAUUGCUCUGAAGGAUCUUCUGGAUCCGGACAAAACGUCCGGCAACUUUAAUCUGGGCAAAUACUUUCGUAGUUAUUUGCAAAUUCGAUACAAGUUCAGUGCAAACAGUGCCAGUGCGGUGUUCAAUGGUGACUUUGAGAAGACCAACGCUGAGCUGAUACUGUUUACGUCAGCGGCGAUGGACACGUCACUGGGAAGUUCUGCUGAGUUGGUAGUGAAGAGUGAGCAAACCGCUAGGACAUGCUUGUUUUAUUCGGUUCCUCGUGGAAAUACGAUCUCCUUUGAAGGCUUCCCCAAGUCAUUCGUGAAAGUGGCGUCGCAGUGGCAUUUCGAAGCGAUGGCAGAAGUAGUAACUAAACGGCUGAUGUUAUCAAAAAAAUGUGAAGAUCUUAAAAACUCGGUUGAACAGUUGCUGGAGGACGAGGCUGUAUGGACCAAACUAAAGUCAUUGGAAGAUUACAGUAAGGAAGAACUGGCAGGAGACAAAUCGAAAAUUAAAGUUGUGGUAGGAAUUUUGAGGAAUCACAAAUUUCACGAACUUUCGUACACUGAACAAGAGUAUGAAGCUUUGGUGGAAGAUUUUUUCAGCAAACUAAAAAUAUACACCGAGCAGUCGACCGAGCUGGAAGUUGAACGUACAGUGUUGGAUGAAAUUUGCAAGAUGAAUCCAAAAUCUGUGAAUAACAAUCUUAUUUUUCUAAAGUUUCACGAUUCUGUUCAGCAAUGGUGGAAGCAAACUGGUGAUGUACCAUUUCGCACUAAAAAUUGUCAGCUUUUCAAAACUGCUUUGGAUGAGAUCGAGUAUGGUCCCGUGCUCCAAAAUAUACAUAAUAUUUGUAUGAGCAGGAUAGGCAUGUAUGAGAUUUGCUUUGAGAUCAACCCACUUACGGAAGUCGAUAGGUUCAUGGAAUGUGCUGACAAAGGAAGCCUGAAUAUAUUUGGAGAAUCUAUUGAGCUGAACUGUAUCAAGUUAGUUCAAUACUUUGAAUUUAACAAGUGGCAGUUUAAAUUUAUUAACAUUGACUACAUCGGAAUGAAUCAUCUUGAGAGAGCAAUUGAAAAACAAACAUCUUGCUUGCUGCUUGCUUUCGAUGGCCAGUUAAGCGAAAAUGUUCUAAAACAAAUCGAGAAAAAUGUAGAAAAAGUGAUUUUCCUAACCAAAAAAGAAUUUAAAGGUCAAUGGAAAUGUACAGAGCACGUUUGUAGAGGGUUGACGGACUUGAAGAUCGAUUCCCAGGCGAAAGUGAUCGAAAGCAUGAUUUUGUUCCAAGACAUUCCGGUGCAGGUUGGAUCAGUGCUAGGCGAUGAAAGUAGUUUAAUUGGUCCGGAAACACUUUGGUUGCUGCUCCAGGGUGAUCAAAUUGAACUUGCAUCAACAAAGUCUCCGUCAAAACACGAUGACGGAAUCAAUUACUAUGUCGAACGAACUCUCCGUUUGUGUACUUUUAAGAAAAGCUUGCUAGAAGAUGAGCAGUUUUUUCGCGUGUCUUCAGAGCAGGACGUUCCCGAAUCAGAUAGCGAACGUGAUAUUGUCGUGAUAUCCAAUGGCAAAGAAGGGAAAGUCCUGGAAAAAGAAAGCGCUCAUUUUGACGCCGCACAACAUUAUGAAGAGCUUCGUAAACAGAACACUGGGAGAAACAUUCAUCUUGUUCGGGCUGAAACUAUUCCAUCGAAACCAAUCUGCUUCGUUUGGCUAAACUCACAAGGUAGUGUGACGAAGCUUAGAAAGCAUUUGGACGAAACGAGCGUUGAAUUUGCGCCCGCGUCGGUCGUUAAUGACAACGAGUUGCUCAGUAACAGUGUGGUUAUUCUGGCUGCCGAUCCUGGAAUGGGCAAAACUACCCUACUGGCAGCACUGGCUAGCAAAACCAAGAAGGCACACCCUUCCGCUUGGGUUGUCAGGAUUAACCUGCUUGACCACACGGGCCAUUUUAGGCAACUUCAGAAAGAUAAAAUAGAUAUAACUCGAGACGAAGCUGGGCGAUUUUUAUCCGAUCUUUAUGGAUACUCCGAGGGGGAAAACCGAAACAAACUGUUUGAAAAAAAUCUUUUUCAAAAGUUUUGUGACCAACGUAAACUUAUCAUACUGGUGGAUGGCUUCGACGAGGUCAGUCCGGACUACAACGAGAUUGUUCUGCAGCUUUUGGACGUUUUCCGUAGGCACUUUGCCUCGACAUUGUGGGUUGCUUCCCGGUCGGGUAAUAUCCAGUAUGAGCUAGAAGAUCAUUUGGGCAUUUUUGCCCAUGGAUUGAAACCGUUCACAGAAAUCGAUACAAAAGUAUUCUUACGAAAGUAUUGGAGCUUACAUCUGAAAAUAGACGUGUUGGAUGAAGACAGAUUUAAACAUUUUACAGACAAAUUGAUGGAGCAAUUCAAACAUUCGUUGGAUCAGCGCGGGCUCGAGUUCAUGAGCGUUCCGUUGCAAAUCAAAAUGAUUGCUAUUAUAUUUCAAAAAGAUUUCAAAGCCUUUCACGAAUCAGCCGAUCUUCAAUCUGCGCAGGAGAAAGGAGUUAUGCUCGAUUUAAGCAAAGAUUUAAUCGAAGUGUACGAAAAAUUUAUCGAAAUUAAAUACGAUGUUCUAGAAGCAGAAAAGUAUCAGGUGGAUACAUCUUUGCCUCUGAACAGAGUUUCACACGAUCGCGACUUCGGACAGUUUAUCGAGAAACAUAAACUGAUUGCCGUUCAUACUUUGUUCAAUCAGCCAGAGUUGGAUCUACUGCUUACAAAAGAACAGCAACAAGCUGUCGAACGUCAUUUGGAUGUGGUUCGAAAUUACGAGGAAAAAACCGGAAUUAUCUAUCAUGUCGUUGGAGAGAAGGCAUUGUUCGUCCACAUGACCUAUGCAGAAUAUUUUGUGGCUGUUUUCUUGCACGAAAAGUGUGUGUCACAACAGGGUGGAACGUUCGUACAAUUGGUUGAUCAUAUUUUCGUGCAAAACCUCAUCGAGAAAAAUAGAACUCAAAUAUGUAGAUUUUUCCAGCUGAAAGCAAGACGAGACAUGGCUGCGACUUCGUUUACUACCUUGAAUAUUAGCAUAUUUGUAGACAGAAUACUGAAUGCCUUUGAAAAGUAUAACAACCCGGCCUCUAGCCAGAUGGUUAAAUUUUUUGAGUUUUGCAUAGGCUUUGAGAAGUGGAAGGUGGUCGCUCAGACAGUAGUGUGUCAAAAAUCUGACCAGAGCAAAACUUGUCUCCUUAUCCAAGGAUCUUGCGAGGAUUGUACAGAGCUGGCACGAAUUGUGAUCAAAACGGUUCAAAAUGUGGAUCGUUGCAUCGAUCACGAUAACUCUACUGCCCUCCACAAAGCAUCUUCAAGGGGUCACUUUAAUGUAGUGAAAAUGUUACUAGAACAUAACGUCAACAUUGAGGUUUGCACGCGAGAAUUUGGCUUCACUGCAUUACAUUUUGCCGCCAUGAAGGGUCAAGUGAACGUUGUAGAGCUUUUGUUGGAUCAUCAAGCAAAUUUGAAAGCGUUCUGUAGACUUCGUGGUUAUGCUGCUCUCCAUUGGGCGAUCUUACGGAACAAACCCGGCGUGGUCGCUGCAUUGCUUAGAAAAGGUGCCGAUGCUAAUGGUCCUCCCAGGGAUGCUAGAGAAACCCCGUUAUAUUUGGCGUCGGGAUUGGGUCGUGCGGCGAUUGUAGAGCUGCUGAUUGGAGCAGGUGCCAGUGUCAACAGUCGAACGCUAGGUGAAGGUUAUACCGCAUUACAUCGUGCUGUGUAUGGAAGUCACUCCAAGGUAGUUACGAUUUUACUGUCCAAAGGAGCAGAUGUAAAUGCUGGAGAUUCUAAUGGCUGGACUCCUUUACACCAAGCAGUAUACCUUGGGGAUACAGAAAUCACAAGGAUCCUCUUAGAACGAGGAGCAUACAUCAAUGUGCGCAAUAAACAUUACUUGACCCCACUGAUGGUGGCAUCAGAUAGAGGUCACACUUCUGUGGUUGAGUUGCUGUUGCAAAACGGAGCCUUAGUUGACUUCGAAUCAAGCACUGGAUGGUUGGCAGUACAUUCAGCAGCAGCAAAGGGUCAUGAGGAAAUAGUGUCCGUUUUAUUGGAUCACGGUUCAAAAAUCGAUGCUAUCGUGACAAAUGGAGGCAUUAAUGCGUUACAUAUUGCCAUUGGCCAUGGUCAUACGGCUGUUGCUGGACUGCUGUUGGAUAGGGGUAUCAAAGUUGAUACUUCCACAAACGAUACAGGUCAAACUGCUCUUAUGAUGGCAGCUGAACGGGGUUACGCAGCUCUUGCUAAAUUAUUGAUACUUAAAAAAGCCUCCGUCCAUGCACAGAAUCUUGCCAAUGGAUUUACACCGUUACACUAUGCAGUACAGCAGGGUCACGUUGAAACCGUAGUCAUGUUGCUGGAGUUCAAAGCAAAAGUUGAUGUGGCUGCUGGAGAGGAUGGUCCAACGCCAUUGUUCUUGGCAAUAAUGCGUGGAGAUAAACCAAUUGUUGACUUGUUAGUACGCCAAUGUCCUGAAGCGUUGGCAGCCGAGAGUAGCAAGGCGUUGAACUACGUUCUGCAGAAUCAAAACGUAGAGAUGAUAGAACUGCUGUUGAACAGUGGAGCUGAUGUGAGGGCUGCUAGAGAAGGUGACGGGUUUAUGGCACAUCAUGUGGCAGCACAAAUUGGCAAUGUUGAAGUAUUAAUUCUGAUCAAUGAAUUUCAUGAUCAUAACCAAUACUGUGAUGGUCGUACUGAAAAGCAUGGCGUAACGCCUCUUAUGGUUGCGUGUGCCAAUGGUCAUGCAGAUAUAAUGUAUUAUUUGGUACAUGUUUUUGAAUGUGAUGUAAGAUCGGCAACGAACGAUAUCAGCUGGACGCCACUACAUGCAGCCGCCAUGAUCGGCAAUGCAGAAGUCGUUAGCUUUCUGUUGCAAUCAGGAGCUGAAAUCAAUGCUGCUACAUCAAGUACCGGACAGGUGCCUAUACUGUCGGAAGAAUAUAGGAAUAAAUUAGCUGCGCAACGACAAUUCAUAGGAAAUUUCGUCCAUGCUGGACAGAUAGAGCUGCCGGACAAGCAUAACAUCUUGAAACCCCCAAACCUUGAAUUGGUUAUAGGAUUCGACAACCUAAACGGAUUAAUAGAAGGAGAUAUAACAGCCCUACACGUGGCAUCACAAAAUGGCCACAUGGCGGUCGUUGAACUGUUGCUGACGGAAGGUGCCUCUGUUGACGUUCGUUCGAUGAGUGGUCACACGCCUUUGCAUCUGGCUUCGAAGCUGGGAGAAACUGAAACAAUUGAACUGCUCCUUAAGCAUGGCGCAGACAUAGCGAGUACAACCACUGAUGCUGGCUUCACGCCACUCCACAUCGCUGCCCAGAAGAGUCACUUAACCGUAAUUGAACUCCUUCUUGAACGAGGAGCGGAUAUCGAGGCUCGCUCAAAGGACAACGGUCGAACUCCCCUCUUGGUGGCUGUUCAGGGAGGUUGGAUCGGUGUUGUGGAGCUACUCGUGUCGAAAGGUGCCAACGUCAACGCCAACGUGACAUCGGGCAACGGAUCGACGGCACUGCACUUGGCAGCAGAAUUUGGACAUAAGGAGAUCGUUUCCAUACUUUUGGAGAAUGGUGCCGAUAAGGAUGCUGUCAGGAUGGCGGACGGCUUUACUCCGUUGCACUUGGCGUGCCAAAAUGGUCACCGAGCAGUGGUUCAAGCGCUUUUGAGCGUCAAUGCAAAUGUAAAUGUUAUCACAAAUGACGGCCACACGUCAAAGUACUUGGCAUCAGUGAACGAACACUAUGAGAUAGUAGAUUUAUUGAAUGCUGAAAAUUCUCUUUGAAUGGUAUUGAGCCUCACUUGUUGUACUGAUUUCCGCAUUUCCCAACAAAUUUUAGUGACGCGUCACAGAUAGCUUAUUUUCGAUCAAAUGAUCGUUGUCACGAGAAAGCACACAAGCGAAGAUUUCUCAAAAGUUAUUUAGAUAAUUUUAUCGAGACAUUUUUCCAAAAAAAAAAUGAUUUUCUAAGUGUUCCAUUUGUGUGUUACUUCUGUGUUGAAUUUUCGUGAUAAAUUGUCGAUAACACUUUUGAUAUUUUAAAAAAAAAACUACAAAAAAUCUUGCAUAUCUAACAAGCUUUCGUAGAUGACUUGAUGUUUCAAACAUUGACCAAUAUGAUCGAUUGUUUGGCAGGAUGGUCAUCCAAUCAGCAUAUUUUCACCAUUUAAACAACUUUUAUAACAAAACAUUUUGCAAAGAAACGUGAUUGCCCACUUUCUACUGAACUAACGCCGUGAUUUAAAACAAUUUUAUUUUCAAAAAUUCAAAAAAAAAUCAUUUUUUUGCUUUUUUUUAUUUUACAUAUUUGGCUUAUUUUUUUUAAUUGCCGGGACCCGUGGUGUAGGGGUAAGCGUGGUUGCCCUUCACCCAGCCGGUGCCGGUGGCAUUUUUCGAGACGAGAUUUGUCUGAUCACGCCCUCCGUCGGACGGGGAAGUAAAUGUUGGCUCCGGUCUAACCUAGAGGUUAGGUCGUUAGUUCAGUCCAGGUGUAGGAAUCGUCUCCCUGGGUCCUGUCUCGGUGGAUUUCACUGGUAGGCAGUUGGACUAACAAUCCAAAGGUCGUCAGUUCGAAUCCCGGGGUGGAUAAGCGCUAGGGGGGAAAAGAGGUUUGCAAUUGCCUCAACAAUCAAGCUUUCGGACAGCUAGUUUCGAGUAGGAAUCUCGCAACUGAGAACGCCAUGGCAAUGCUGUAGAGCGAUAAUUUUUUUCAUUAAAUUUUUAAAACAUGUUUUAUUUCAAUUUACGUCCUUCAACUUUGGUCGAUGUGGAAGUGUGAAGAAGUAAAGAAAUAUUUUUUCAAUAACUCUAGAAAAAAUGGUUUGUAAGUUGCUUUAUGUGUUUAACACUUGUUUAGUCUUUUUUAGAUUUCCUUUUUUACGAUUUCUAUUUUGUAUUAAUCUUUUUAAAGAUUUUUUUUGUGUUUGAUUUAGCAUUAAUGCAUUAAUGUAAUGAUUUCAUAUUUACUAAGGUUGAUAAUCGAUAAAAUUAUCGUCGAUAAUGUCGAAGCUUGUCUAACGAUAAAGAUAAUGGUUAUCACUUUUAUUAAAGUUUUUAGUAGAAUCGUCAUCAGGGGUGAAAUUGGGUCAUACAAAAAUGCUAAAAUUACCCAAUCUCACCUCCAGACCAAAUGUCCCCCUAAUGAUGAAUACUGAAAUUUUCACACACAAAAACUUUUUUUUCGAAAAUAUUCUAUUUUUAAAAUUUGCAAUGUUGGUAUUGAACGAAGCGAAAUUCUGCAUGUUUAAACACUUAACAAUAGUUUUUUUAAAUUAAAUUUUCGCAAAAUACCUUAUUUUCGAAAUACCGUUUCAUUAAGGGGUUACAAACAUGAAGAAAAUUACAAGAAUAAUCAUGUUACAGAAAAUUCAUUUAAUCUUCCAAAAAGAUGAAUUUCAAUCACUCCUGAAAGUUUCAUGAAGAUAUUUCAUGAUUAAACUGAGUAACAGACGAUUUAUGUUCAAAAAUUUUGCCAUUUUGCCAUGCACAAAGCGAACUGUCAUACUUUGUGAAUGUUGUUUCUCUAAACAUCGAGUUGAUUAAUGGGUGCCACAAUAUCUCGAGAUGGUAUGGACCAAAUUGGCUGAAAUUUUGGGUGAGGCUCCCAAGACAUAUCCUAUAUUCAUGAUGAAGCCCGAUUUUCAAAUUUUGCUUUUUCAAAAAUACAAAGAUCAAAAACUGACGAUUUUUUGCUUAAAAAACAUAAAAUAAACUUUUUGAAAUUUGGCCUUCGACAAGUCUUCAACAAAAUUUUGAGCCAAUUUGGUCAACGCAGUGUUGAGAUAUCGUGGCACCUGAUUUUUGAAACUACUUACUUCAAAUAGCUAUAUCUCGGCAAUGAUACAACCAAACGGCUUCAAAUUUGUUUUGUUAAAAGAUGAAAAUAUAUAUUUAAAUGCCCUGCAAACAGAUUAAAUUUAUGUUCAUACCAACCUCUGGCAUUUUUAGCGAUAUACUUGUAUGUAACCUCUUAAAAAUUAUGUGUUUUUUGAAAAAAUAAGGGUUUUUGAGAAAAUUAUAGUAUUUUGCAAAUAAAACUCAAUUAAAGUAAAAAUUCCUACAAAAUUCACUUCAUUUGAUAGGUAAAAAAAAUAUUUUUGAAAUAAUAUAGCUCUUUUUUAAAUUUUAUUGAGUACACCCAUAAGAAAAACAUAUAUCAAAAUCUGCAACAGUGGAUUUGCUGCAGAAAAUGUUACAUUUUAUAACAUUUUUUGCAGCAAGCUUAUAGCUCAUUUUUGCCCGCUUGUAAACAUGUCAGCAAUCUGCAGUUCUCACCAACACAUAUAAUGCUGGCGCGUCCCCGAGCAACUUUUUAAAGAGAAGAAUAUGUCGGUGCUCUUUCUCUCACAAUUCUCAAGCGUCCAUGGAGCGAUGGUAGCGUGUCGGAUCAACAACCAAGAAGUUGGUGGUUCAAUCCUUGUUCUGAUAAGGUUUUUUUUUGUGCAAUACAACCAAAAAGCCGUCGGUAAUGUCGAUAAUUGUCGGUAACGGGCAAAACUGUUAUACCCCUAUAUCGCAAAAAAAUGAAUGAGUAAAAAAUAGUAGCAAAUGCUUUAAGUUGCAAAAAGAAGAUUUUUUUCAGCACGAGUCAUACAGUUGUCCAACGAGUGCUGAAAUAUCAAGUUUUGCAGCGUGUUGUCUAAAAUUUUUUUUUGCAAUUCCGAAAAUGCAAUUGGAAUGGAAUUUUCUGUUAAACAAACACACUUUCUUGCGUGAUUUUUACAUUUAAGACUAGCACGUUUUAUCUUUUGCCAAGAGGUUAGGACCAUUUUUCCUCGAUUUAAACGUUAUUAUAUCAGUUUUUCAAUUUGCAGAAAAAUAAAAAUGACCCUUAUAACGUCAUAAUUCUAAAUCCGGACACUUAGUAGCAUAUCAUUUUUGUAAUAACUGGGAAAAAAUCAUGUAAUAAGUUGUAAAUGUAUAAAUAUCAUCAGCAUGUAACAUAAACAGUCAAUUUUAAGAGAAAUCAUGCAAAGUAUGUCUUUUCUAACAAUUUUUCAUCAUAAUUUUAAAAUUAAAAUAACUUGAUGUUCUUUAAAUCCCGGACACUGAAAGAAGCUGAUUCGAAAUCCGGACACUUUUGCUUCGAAUUCCGGACACUCAUUUUAACAUCAGAACAAUCGAUACUUUAUAUAGAAUUUUACUAGAAUUCAAGGAAAUCAGAACCAUAUAUUUUUUUUGCUAUGCCUUCCCGGUGCUUCGGACGCCUCUGAAAUAUUUCAAUUAAAUGUUUCUUAUUUUUGGUAAACUCCUAUUUUUAUUUUAUUUAAUUGUAUUGGCAUUGGCAAUUUGAUGUUAGAAUUCAUCAAAUAACACAGUUUAUGCAAUUAUUAUGCACACUUGUAUUCAAAUAACUGAUACAACAAGAUGAGGUUACCGGGUUUUGAAGUGUCCGGGAAUUCGAAUCAUGACGUUAACAAAAAGUUUGGUUUUUCAUACAAAUUCUUUUAUAAUUUUGGGAGGUUGUUUUGAGGCCUUAUUGUGAUAUGAAAUUGGACACCCCCCAACAUUUGUAUGGGGGUUAACUAACGAGGCAAAUUACUUUGCUAUGUAGUCUUGCAAGUUUUGGUAAAAAACUAUUUUCAUCAAUAUAUUGCUGCUUUAGAAAUAAAUGUCCAAAUAUUGCAAAGAAAAUGUUUAGUUUUCUAAAGCAAAUCUAUAACAAUCCAAGGCAAAUAAGCGAUUAUGAAAACGUACGAACCGAAAAUAUCCAUGCAAGUUAUUUGAUGUUUCGUUAGAUAGCAAACAAUUACAUUCAAUUCAAAUUUGUUUAAUAAAUGCAUAAAUAUUA